AUGCCUCCCAAGAAGGCUGAGCCCGUUAUCGAUAAUGUCGUCGCCUUUGGAAGGGUUCGCAAGAACCUCAAGAUGGGAUGCGUGGGGUUGCCUAAUGUGGGAAAGUCAAGUUUGUUCAACCUCUUGACUGAGCAGAGCGCUGCUGCGGAGAACUACCCUUUCUGCACUAUUGAGCCCAAUGAGGCGAGAUGCGCUGUUCCCGAUGCGCGAUAUGACUUUUUGUGUGAUCUCUGGAAGCCUCCGUCCAUGUACCCCGCAUACCUCCAGGUCACCGAUAUUGCUGGUUUGAUCAAGGGUGCUUCCCAAGGAGAGGGACUCGGAAAUGCCUUUUUGUCUCAUAUUCAGGCUGUUGAUGGCAUUUUCCACAUUGUCAGAGCCUUUGAUAACGAUCAAGUCUUGCACGUCGAUGACUCGAUUGACCCCGUCCGUGACUUAAACACUAUCCAAAGCGAGCUUUGCAAGAAAGAUCUCGACAUCCUAGACAAGCAGAUCGUUGCUGAGGAGAUGAUUGUCAAGAAAGCUGGCGGCAAGUACAAGAUGCUACCUCUCUUCUACGAGACAACAGCCAAGAUCAGAGAAAUGCUGGAGAAAGAAAAGCCAGUCAGAGACGGAAGCUGGACACCCGCAGAGAUCGCUCUCAUCAACGAAAAGAUUCAGCUCAUCACCACAAAGCCCAUCAUCUACCUCGUCAACCUAACAAUGAAGGACUACCUUCGACAGAAGAGCAAGUACCUCCCGGCCAUUGCCAAGUGGGUCACCGAGCACGGAGGUACUCCCCGUGAUAUCAUCCCCUUCUCCGUCGAGUUCGAGGAGAAGGUCCACAGCAUGAAGGAUGAUCCUGAUGCGCUGGCCGAGUUCUUCAAGGAUAUCAAGGUCAAGUCUAAGCUGGACAAGAUCAUCACUGAGGGAUUUAACAAGCUUGGUCUGCAAUACUACUUCACCGCUGGUGAGAAGGAAAUUCGAUGCUGGACCAUCCCCAGAGGAUGUCUCGCACCUCAAGCUGCUGGCGCUAUCCACAGUGACUUCGAGAGAGGUUUCAUCAAGGCCGAGGUAGUCGCCUACCAAGACUUCUUUGAUCUCUGUGAGGGCAACAAGUCUAUGGGUCCGAUUAAGGCAGCAGGGAAAUACCGCCAAGAAGGAAAAUCCUAUGUUGUCCAAGACGGAGAUAUCAUCCACUUCCAGUUCAAUGUUACAAAGAAAUAG
This is a messenger RNA of Fusarium sp. VM40, 1203 nucleotides long. Lineage: Eukaryota; Fungi; Ascomycota; Sordariomycetes; Hypocreales; Nectriaceae. The record is from the annotation of a GenBank genome assembly.